Peromyscus leucopus (white-footed mouse) is the source of this 4559-nucleotide messenger RNA. It is a transcript of the gene Esrrb, whose product is annotated as estrogen related receptor beta. Gene Ontology annotation, cellular component: nucleus. The record is from RefSeq and is a predicted model, not a curated record. The transcript is spliced from 7 exons. Bases 477 to 1787 code for a protein of 436 amino acids. Gene Ontology annotation, molecular function: zinc ion binding; steroid binding; nuclear steroid receptor activity. Gene Ontology annotation, biological process: regulation of DNA-templated transcription. NCBI's taxonomy places the organism in Eukaryota, Metazoa, Chordata, Mammalia, Rodentia, Cricetidae.
CUUCAGGCUCCUCCCACCCUUUCCACAGACCCGUACUCACCAGCUCCGUGGGACCCAGAGUGAGCUGGCCACUCAAGAAGCCAUUGUCUCCCACACUCCCACAGUACUCAGCAAGCCCGGUCCUCCCCCUUUGCCAAUACAUGUCACGUCCUGCUUUCCCGUGCCCCAUAGGUGGCUACGAAGCUUGCAUGGGGCUCCGAGGAGUUGGACGUCCAGAGGAUUUUGCUGUUUUGCUUGAGACCUGGUUAUGGUUGUGGGAUUUUUUUUUUUUUUUUCUGUCAGCUGCCUGUUAUAUCAAUCACGGAGUCGGGAUCUAUUUAUAGGUUGGGAGUACUGUGUCCUUAGUCACAAAGAGACACAGACAGGGGACUGUCAGCUGGUGUUGGAGGAGCCAAGCAAGGAGUCAUCAGCGUCUGGAACACCUGAGGGUAACCGGUCCUCACUCCUGGCAGCCCCGUCCUCUAGCCAGCCCCACCAUGCUGCUGAACCGAAUGUCCUCCGAAGAUCGGCACCUGGGCUCCAGCUGCGGCUCCUUCAUUAAGACGGAGCCAUCCAGCCCAUCCUCGGGCAUUGAUGCCCUCAGCCACCACAGCCCCAGCGGCUCCUCGGACGCCAGCGGCGGCUUUGGCAUGGCCCUGGGCACCCACGCCAACGGUCUGGACUCGCCGCCCAUGUUCGCAGGCGCGGGGCUGGGAGGCACCCCGUGCCGCAAGAGCUACGAGGACUGUGCCAGUGGUAUCGUGGACGACAUCAAGUGCGAGUACGUGCUCAACGCCAUCCCCAAGCGUCUGUGCCUCGUGUGCGGGGACAUUGCCUCUGGCUACCACUAUGGCGUGGCCUCCUGCGAGGCCUGCAAGGCAUUCUUCAAGAGAACCAUCCAAGGUAACAUCGAAUACAGCUGUCCGGCCACCAACGAGUGUGAGAUCACCAAACGGAGACGGAAGUCCUGUCAGGCCUGCCGCUUCAUGAAAUGCCUCAAAGUGGGGAUGCUGAAGGAAGGUGUGCGUCUUGACCGAGUGCGUGGAGGGCGCCAGAAGUACAAGCGACGGCUGGACUCGGAGAGCGGCCCCUACCUGAGCUUACAGAUUUCCCCACCUGCUAAAAAGCCAAUGACUAAGAUCGUCUCCUAUCUACUGGUGGCUGAACCGGACAAGCUGUACGCUAUGCCUCCCCCUGGUAUGCCUGAGGGAGAUAUCAAGGCCCUGACCACCCUCUGUGACCUGGCAGAUCGGGAGCUUGUAGUCAUCAUCGGCUGGGCCAAACACAUCCCAGGCUUCUCGAAUCUGUCACUCGGGGACCAGAUGAGCCUGCUGCAGAGUGCCUGGAUGGAGAUCCUCAUCCUGGGCAUCGUGUACCGCUCGCUGCCCUAUGAUGAUAAGCUGGUGUACGCGGAGGACUACAUCAUGGACGAGGAGCACUCUCGCCUGGCGGGGCUGCUGGAGCUCUACCGAGCCAUCCUGCAGCUGGUACGCAGGUACAAGAAGCUCAAGGUCGAGAAGGAGGAGUUUGUGACGCUCAAGGCCCUGGCUCUCGCCAACUCAGAUUCCAUGUACAUUGAAGACCUAGAGGCCGUGCAGAAGCUGCAGGACCUGCUGCAUGAGGCACUGCAGGACUACGAGCUGAGCCAGCGCCAUGAGGAGCCCCGGAGGACGGGCAAGCUGCUGCUGACGCUGCCCCUGCUGCGGCAGACGGCGGCCAAAGCCGUGCAGCACUUCUACAGUGUGAAACUGCAGGGCAAGGUGCCCAUGCACAAACUCUUCCUGGAGAUGCUGGAGGCCAAGGUGUGAUGGCCCAGCAGCACACGGAUGGAUGGACACGAUCCAUGGUGGAGACCUCCACAGCCACCAGCCUCGACUUUCCACACCUGCAUCGGGGCUCUGAGCUGUCCCAGAGGAAGGAGGUUUCCUGCUUCCUGGCCAUGUGCAGACUCCUGGGGGACAGCCGAUGGGGAGACGGGGAUGGGGGGGGGGGGGCGGGGGCUCAUCUGUCACCCGCAUUUUCUUUGGUAUUUUUUCCUUCUCCAUGGGCAGUGCUAAGGCUUGGGCCGGGGCUGACUCCCCUUAGGGCUGGAGACCACCAGAGGAAGCACCCCUCCCCACAACCCAAGAGGCAGCGCAUCCAUUUCCAGACCCCUCCCCAUUCAGGACCUGGAUGUAACCUGGAUGAGCAGAGCUUAGUGUCCAGGACCCAAAAGACUUCCAGUGGGUUCUUCUGGAGGUGUUAGUGUCAGAGAGGGCAAGGCCCUUGGGGCAGGAGUGUCUCCAAAGGCCCUGCAGACCUUCUGCAGAGGUCUGUGGCUGCUCCUGAGGCUCUGUACCCCCUCAAUCCAGCUAGCUCCCUCCCCUUCCAUCUUUCUCCUUGUCCUGCUACACCUAGGGUCCAGUUGGUGCUCCUGCCAGCCCCAAGUGGCCACAUCCCACCUGCUCCCCCCAGAAGCCCUCCCCUGCUUCCUGCCCCUACCUCAGCCAGCCUAGGUAACUCCGGGGCAUGUACCCCGGGAACUCACUGGCUCAGUAAAGAGCUGGGUCCUAUAUCCACCUCUCCUAUUGCCUCUUCCUCCUCCUCCUCCUCCUCUUCCUCUUGGGCGUGACCAGUCUAGAGACCUGUGGAAUGUUCAGAACCUGGCCCCAUCAGAGGGCACUCGGGGGCCCUCAUUCAAGGUUAGCAUCCUUGGUUGGGGUGUAGGAUAGAGAGGCCCAGUAGUAGAGGGAAGAAGAUGGAAUGACAUCUUGGAAAGGAAAGAGCUCAAAAGGUCCCCCCACCCCACCCGCUCCUCCUGUAUCCUCAGAAAGGCAAGGCUUUGUACCACAGGAGGGUAGCCUGUUGACAUUUACACCUGGGGUCAUUGGGUGUGGCCCUCCUGGGUCAAUGCCUGGCAAGACCCUCUCCCUGAGAGGCUCUGUCUUAAUAAACCCCUCAGCCCUGGUACAUAGACAACGUUUUCCUCUGAUUCACCCACUCAAGGGCCAGUCCUGGGCUCUCACUGGUGUUUAGGGGUUGGCAGAGGUGAAGACGUUCAUUCUGGGGAAUGCCCCAGGCCACACCUAUUCGGACCCCUUCCUGCAAUGCAGGAUUCCCCUUUUCAGGCUUCCUGUCACCUCCGACUGCUACCGGCUCUGCCUCCCUGGUGACAUCACUAGGAGCUGCAGGGACUCCAGGUUAGAGGCCGGCCACUUCCCAUGGUUAAUGCUAAACUUUUUAAGGAGAGCCUCCCUCUCCCUGUCCCUUUGCCUACAAGGAAUUGCAUCUCACAGCCACUGGAUGAGCGGAUGUUCAGGCAUCCAUGCCUCAGCCUGAGCUCUCGUAGUCCCUGAUCCGAGGUAGAUUAACACUUUUGUACUGAACUGGAUUAACCCUUAGGAGCUGGGCUUGGAGAUCCCAGCCUCUCCCAGCCACGCUGCUGUGUCCCAGAGUUGUGGGAAGAGGGUGUUCCCCCAAAAGUGAUCCCACCUAGUCCUCAGCACUUCAGCUGCGCCUCCUUCCCAUACCAGCAAGGUUAUCAAUGCCUGCAGCUGGCUGAGCGGACACCGCUUUGGAGCAGUUGAGUGGGCAGCUUUGUGUCCACGGUCUACUGAUGCAACUACCCCCCAAAUGGAACCCUGCUGGCCCUCUGUCCCUAGAUAGAAGCUGUAUUUACAAGCCAAGAGAAUAUACCAGUGACAGUGCAGUGCCCUAUGGGAAAGCAGGGUCGCCUGGGCACCUGGAAGAAGCUGUAUUUACAAGCCAAGAGAAUAUACCAGUGACAGUGCAGUGCCCUAUGGGAAAGCAGGGUCGCCUGGGCACCUGGAGUCAGAGGGGAGAGCCAGCCCAUUCCAAGAUUAACCAGAUGGGUGACAUCUGUUUGGCCAGGGUGCUCAGGGCAGGGAAAGGGGAGACGUCUCUCCAUCACCCAGCUCCCUUAUUCAGAGCAAAACCGCAGGCUAUCAUUUCUGGAAUGCUCGGAGAGAUCAGCCGUUCACAGUGGUAUCCUCAGAUACAAGUUAUUUCAAACCAAGAAAUCAAACCACCAAUCUUGGGAGGAGGUACUGGCUGGGGUCUAUUUCAUUCCUCUGUCCCCCUACCCUUUCUGAAGGUUCUGGAUGGUUUUGUUAUGCCUCCCGGUUUUUUUUCACACACUGAUGACUUUCCAGGGCCCUAACUAAGGAUUAAGAGGCUCUCGUGUGGGGGUCAGCAGGGUCAGAGCCUAUGCUAUCUGCCUGGUCCUUCCUCCAGACUCCACUCCCCAUGGGAGCCAGGUGGCCGGCGAGGAUGACAGACUUGUGAUGAGGAGACCGGAGGGGCCCAGAGUCCAAGCCCGUGGAACAGCACCAAAGAGAAGCGCUAUGUGGAGAGAUUGCUUUAUUUUCUGAUAAUGAUAUCGUGGCUGGAAUGGCUUAAGAUGUAUAUAUUUUUUAACCGGCAGCCCUUUCUGCCGCCUCACCCUUCCUGUAUGUAAUUCUUGUAUGUGUUCCCCCACAGCCCCACCCCCACCCCAUGUAAAAAUCACAUGCCCUGGGGUUCUCCCAUCCAGUCCCAUGUAUCUGGAAUCUAAUAAAUAGGGAAAGCUGUGUUGAGUUUUU